Penicillium atrosanguineum is the source of this 1371-nucleotide messenger RNA. RefSeq names its product putative mitochondrial carrier protein. The record is from RefSeq and is a predicted model, not a curated record. The transcript is spliced from 2 exons. Gene Ontology annotation, biological process: mitochondrial transmembrane transport. Bases 1 to 1371 code for a protein of 456 amino acids. NCBI's taxonomy places the organism in Eukaryota, Fungi, Ascomycota, Eurotiomycetes, Eurotiales, Aspergillaceae.
AUGACGAUCGGGCUGGAUCUUUCUACUUCGAGCAACCCAGGCGCUCCUGGUAGCGCGUUCGGGACUGAGAUCGACUCCUCGGAAGCGUCAUGGACGUCACAUUUCGACGACCCUGAAUCAGCGGCAACCAUGGCGGCCACAACAGGAACGGGCUCUGACCCGGUUUCUGCCCCUCCUGCACCGACCGACAACAUCUCCGCCGGGCAGCGGAUGAUAUCUGCGACAGCGGGAAACAUUUUGACGGGACUGCUAGUCACACCGUUGGAUGUUGUUCGUGUUCGUCUGCAAUCGCAAUCCCAAGUCACCAACCUCUCGCCGUAUACCUCCCACACCACUCAAACUCUGAAGAACCUUCCUCCGAACAUUGGGAUUACAGCUUGCUGUCGUGAAGUAUUUUGGGUCGGAGACAGUGCGCAGAUGUGCAUGUUGGGCCCCAAUGCCACUGCGAUCGGAUCACAGGCACACGCAGGAAUCGACUGCGCCGUUGAAGAAUCACAGCGACGGACAUUCACAUCGACUUUCGACGGAUUAAGGAAGAUCGCGAGAAAUGAAGGAAUCACGACGCUAUGGCGUGGUCUGAGCCCAACUCUCAUGAUGGGGAUUCCAGCCAAUAUUAUUUACUUCGCUGGCUACGAUUGGUUGCGCACAGAUGACCGAAGCCCGAUUAAACAGGCUGUAUCGGAUGUUUGGGCGCCGUUUGUGGCGGGCGCCAUAGCACGGACGGCUGCCGCAUCGGCGACCAGUCCGGUCGAGAUGUUCAGAACGCGUCUCCAGGCAACACCUGGGACAGGUGCCGGUCAUUUCAAGGCGACCUUGGAGGGACUGUACCAAAUGACCCAGGCGAGAGGGUAUGUCUCGCUUUGGCGAGGAUUGUCGCUCACUAUGUGGCGUGACGUACCCUUUUCGGGCCUUUACUGGUGGGGAUAUGAGGAGGUGAAGAAGGGCCUUGAGUCGGCACGAAAGAAUGCACCGCAUCUUCAUGGCUCUGACCCGGAGACUCCAUCGACCGCCACGGCAUUCCUUGAUAGCUUCAUUUCCGGCGCGAGUUCGGGAGCGGUCGCCGCAUUAGUGACAACACCGUUCGACGUGGGCAAAACCCGACAGCAAGUAUUCCGGCACAUGGACGACCAAGUCUCAACUGCGUCACAGCGUGCCCCGGUAUCUCCAAAAGCUGUCGUCCCUGAGCAGUUUCCUCUCCCUAAAUUCCUUCUUCAUAUCUUCCGCGAAGAAGGUAUGAACGGUCUUUUCCGCGGCUGGGCAGCUCGCUGCCUGAAGGUUGCGCCCGCCUGCGCUAUUAUGAUUUCUACAUAUGAACUCGGGAAGCGUAUGGCGCGGGAGGUGAACGAACGACGACACUUGGAGAAGUCCUAA